This is a messenger RNA of Talaromyces marneffei, 1335 nucleotides long. RefSeq lists its product as uncharacterized. The transcript has a single exon. The record is from RefSeq and is a predicted model, not a curated record. Bases 1 to 1335 code for a protein of 444 amino acids. NCBI's taxonomy places the organism in Eukaryota, Fungi, Ascomycota, Eurotiomycetes, Eurotiales, Trichocomaceae.
AUGCGCCAACUGUUUGAGAGGGCUAUAAUUGCUUCAACAUUCCUGCUUCUCUUUCUGUGGAUCACGUUCCUCGACUGGGUCAGCCCACCCCGCAUUGCAAAUGAAGACAAUAAAGCGCAAGAAACGACGAAUACACCACAGCUGUGUACUGAUGCCAAUUGGUCUGCUGGAAGUGCGUUCUUCACACUUACGGCUCUGAUAUUUGGAUAUAUAGCUCACCCGCGCGGGUGUCUUUUCUGGAAUCGUUCUGGGCGCAUGUGGCGAUUGACUCCAGCCUUUGCGUUCCUGGAACUCUGUAUCAUAUGGAAGAGGGUCGCCUUGAGUUUAUGGGAGCGGGUGCCUUUUCGAGUGAUUGCUCAUACUCUGAUGGCGGUACGGGUGGGCAACUCGUGGCAUCCCUCUGAUAUCAAAGAGUUUUUACAGAAGACAAGAGAGACUACGGACGGGGAAGCUCAACUGCUUUCUACGGGCGAAACCCAUAUCCACGGCCCAUAUCGACCGCUGGGACGCUUUAAACCCCGAGAUGAAUUACGAUACUACGCAACCUGCGACUUGAUAUUCCAAGAACAUCUCAAUAUCGUCGGCGAUUUCGAGAGAGGUCCCUCUUUCCGUAUCUUCAUAUGGAUUCCCAUGGUCCUACAGGCGAUCAAGCUGGGUAUCGUUGGAGGACCUGGGGCAAUACUCACUCAAGUCGCCGGUUGGGUCUACUUUAUGGCAUGGCUAAGCAUCGAGAUUCUCAUGAUAGCAAUUGCUGAACGGCCUCUGACUGUACCUGAACGCGAACGCGCGACAUCUCUCAGCAGGCGGUGGAGAAAGAACUUUGAAACCCCUGAUCUUAAGAACGAUCUUUCAGAAUUAUAUCUACAAGUUAUUCCUCCGGCUACAUUCAAUAUAUCCAUUGUUUUCGGCCUCAUAGUUGCGGGUUGCGACUUCUUUUGGACAAUUUUUCUAUGUUCACUCAGCCCCGGGAGCAAGGCGGGAAAUACCCCGAGUACGCCUCUCAGCUUUCUUGAAACCGCGGUUUCUAAUCUAGAAUCCAUAGCGAUAUGGGUUUCUGCAGGAAUCUUCUGCUUUGUAGUGAUGUAUCCUGGCCCAGCGCUGCUUUCUCAACGGCUUCUGCACUUGAUCUGGAGAACUUUGACCUCGUAUUUGGGGCUAGAUCUUGGGCCAUUAUGGUUUGAAGACAGCCUAGGUGAUCUCGAGCCGCUGUGGCCUGGAUACCUUGCGUCGUAUAAUUAUUUCAUCAUCAUUCUUUUCCACACAGGCAUUUGGUGGGCGAAGCCUUUUGAGUGCUGGGAAACCGUGAAGCCGGCUUACUAUGAUUGGCUUGGUUGA